AUGACCAAGGAAGCCACAGCCCAGCGUUACGGGAAUGUUACUUUGGGUUCUUCAAUAACUGCAAACAAAGCAAAUUCCAGUUGGGUGUCACCUUCUGGAGAAUUUGCUUUUGGCUUCCAGCAGAUCAUUCCAGGAGGCUACUUACUGGCCAUCUGGUUCAACAAAAUACCUGAAAGAACUGUUGUUUGGUCUGCCAAUCGAGAUAAUCUCGUCCAAGAAGGAUCAAAAGUUCAACUAUAUGCAGAUGGAAAGUUUGAACUGACUGAUCCUAGUGGCCAUCGGAUAUGGGCCACUACGAUAUCUCAUGAUCGAGUGGCCUAUGGAGCCAUGCUUGACACUGGUAAUUUUGUGUUAGCUAACAAUAAUUCAGUUGUUUUGUGGCAGAGUUUCGAUGAGCCGACUGAUACAUUAUUACCAACACAGACACUGAAUAAAGAUGGGAAACUUGUUUCCAGCUUUUCUAAAACAAAUUAUUCAAGAGGGAGAUUCCUCUUCACAUUACAAACUGAUGGAAAUCUUGUGUCUUACACCAGAAAUUUCCCCUUGGACGACGUGAUUUUUGCUUAUUGGUCAACACAAACUGUUGGUAGUGGCUUCAAGCUGAUCUUCAACCGGGUUGGUUACAUCUUUCUGGUUGCUGAAAAUGGAACUAUACUCAAUUAUUUGUCUUCAAAUAAGGCCUUGACUAGUGAAUUUUACCAGAGAACAAUAUUGGAAUAUGACGGGGUUCUCAGGCAUUAUGUCUACCCUAAGCCUUACAAUUCAGUAGGUUCAAGAGCGAUGGCGUGGUCUACUCUAAAUUUCAUACCUUCGAAUAUAUGCUUGCGCAUAACACAAGAUACUGGCAGCGGUGCCUGUGGUUUUAACAGUAUCUGCUCUUUGGGAGCUGAUCAAAUUCCAAAGUGUGACUGCCCUUUUGGUUACUCUUGUAAAGAUUUUUAA
Molecule: messenger RNA, 942 nt
Organism: Olea europaea var. sylvestris
Lineage: Eukaryota; Viridiplantae; Streptophyta; Magnoliopsida; Lamiales; Oleaceae
Product: G-type lectin S-receptor-like serine/threonine-protein kinase LECRK3
Exons: 2
Coding region: 1-942 (313 amino acids)
Source: RefSeq, a predicted model, not a curated record